Emiliania huxleyi CCMP1516 is the source of this 1575-nucleotide messenger RNA. RefSeq lists its product as hypothetical. Gene Ontology annotation, molecular function: microtubule binding; GTPase activity. Lineage: Eukaryota; Haptophyta; Isochrysidales; Noelaerhabdaceae. Gene Ontology annotation, cellular component: membrane; cytoplasm; microtubule. The transcript is spliced from 5 exons. The record is from RefSeq and is a predicted model, not a curated record. The coding region runs from base 50 to 1342 and encodes 430 amino acids.
CGCGAGCCCCUCUCUUCAGGCUCGAGCUCGAGCUCGAUUCUCGGAUUCGAUGCCGCAGCUGGAGAGGGUGCUGCAAGAGAACAACAAGCCCCGCGGCGGCUUCUUCUCCGCGCUCUCGCCUCGCCGUGCCGGCAAGUCCAAGCCGCCGCCGAAACCGCAGGCGGCGCAGCCAGCGCCAAGGGCUCCCCCGCCCCCGGGCGGCCUCUGUCGCUCCUCCAAGGCGCACCUCGAGGCGCUCGCCGCGCUCGCCGCCGUCGACAACCUCUCCGACCUCGACACGCCCGACAUUGUGGUGAUUGGGACGCAGUCGUCCGGCAAGUCGUCGCUGAUCAACGCGCUCACCGGCUUUGACCUCAUGCCGACCGGCACGGGGAUGGUGACGCAGGCGCCGCUGCGGCUCGUCCUCGAGCACUCUGGCUCCGACUCGCUGCUGGCGGAGCUGGGGCCGGCGCAGCAGAUGCGCGAGCGAGCGCAGCGGCGGCUGACGACGAUGGCGCCGUCCGUGCCGACGGACGACACGUCGCGCCACCUGCUUCUCAACACGCUGCUGAUGCACACGGCGCGCGAGAUCGAGACGGCGCACCGCUCCGCGUCGCGCUCGACGGGCUACCGCAUCAAGCUCGCCUUCGAGCGGCUCGAGGCCGCCCGCCCAGCCGACUCGGCACCUGCCCCCGCUCCCCUCCCCGACCUGCGCCCCGGUGCCCCUCGCGGGCAGGCGGCGCUGAACCGGCUCGACCCCUUCGAGGACCUGGUCGCGUGGGAGCGGCUGGUGCACGAGGCGGACGUCAUCCAGCUGCUGCUCGGCGAGCACUCGGCGCACCGGCCGCUGCACACCCUCUUCGAGCCGUGCUGCGCUUGCCUGCGCGAGGUGACGGCCGAGCUGCGCGCGGUGGUCGAGGAGCCGCACCCGCAGCUCACCCGCUUCCCUCGCCUGGUCGACGCGGUGCGCGGACGGGCGGGCGCGCUCCUCGACCGGCUCGCCUACGUGACGGAGGAGGAGAUUGGCAAGAUGAUCGACAUGGAGGAGGCGUACGUCUUCGUCACGCGCGCGCUGCUGCGCCGGAUGGAGCGCGAGGGGGCGCACCGCGAGCCCUGCUCGGUGCUGCGCUACUACUUUGACGACGUGCGGCAGGCGGUCGCCAAGGCGGUGCCCAAGCUCGUCAUCACGUACCUGUGCCGCCAGCUCGAGGCCAAGGUGGGCGAGGAGCUCUUUGGCGUCGCCUACACGCCCGGCCUGCUCGAGGAGGUGCAGGACAAGGCGAAGACGCGCGCUGAGGACGAGGCGACCGUGCGCAAUCUGAUCCGCGUCGAGGAGGCGCUGGCCAAACUCCCUCUGCAGUAAGGAGGGGGGGGGGGGGGGGGAUCCUGAGUGGCGAAGCCAUCGCCGAGUGGGAGUGUGAUGUGUGUGUCGUCUCGUGUCCAUGUGUCGGGUGUUUAAUAGCUCCGAGUAGAGGGGGCGUUCUGCUGCUAGGGGAAGCCCGGUGCGCGGAGCCCCCAACCCUCGGAGAACACGGCGAGACCCGAGACCCGUGUAGCCGGUGUGUUUACCUUAAAUAAAUAAAUAAAAACGGUGUC